This is a messenger RNA of Babesia ovata, 534 nucleotides long. RefSeq names its product mitochondrial import inner membrane translocase subunit. Gene Ontology annotation, biological process: protein insertion into mitochondrial inner membrane. Bases 1 to 534 code for a protein of 177 amino acids. Lineage: Eukaryota; Apicomplexa; Aconoidasida; Piroplasmida; Babesiidae. Gene Ontology annotation, cellular component: TIM22 mitochondrial import inner membrane insertion complex. Gene Ontology annotation, molecular function: transmembrane protein transporter activity. The record is from RefSeq and is a predicted model, not a curated record. The transcript is spliced from 3 exons.
AUGGAGGACGGUUUCACAGGAGUUUUCCUGUCCGAUCGCUACGUAAACUAUCGCCCUGUUGGCAAGGAGCUAACUCCGGAGGAGGUGGCAUUUUUGAAGGCGCUCAACAUCCAGCAGCGUGUUUACGAGAACUGCCUCGUCCGUGCAUCAGUUAUCGGCGUCAGCAGUGCUCUGCUAGGAUCGCUGGUCGGGGCGUUCUUCUUCACCUUUCAGGCAAGCAGCGUGGCCCACGAAGUGCCUUCCGACAAAAGUGCUGGCAUUCGGAGCCAGCUGGCUGCACAGUAUAAGCAGUUCCUGCCGGCAGUCAAGUCAUCGGCACGAAACUUUGCCAAAUUAGGCUUUGUGUACUCAUUGUUCGAGUGCGUCAUUCAGAAACGCCGCGCCAAGUCCGACCUGAGUAAUGCCCUCUACGCCGGUUGCGCCUCUGGGGCCUUUUUAGGGCUUAAAAGUGGACCACUAGCAAGUGCAGGUGGUUGUAUCGGAUUUGCUGCUUUCUCCGGCCUGAUUGAGAAGUAUCAGCAAUCGCAUCGCUAA